AUGAGACGGAGACGGAGGAGAGCAGUCAUCCCGACGACGCCCGCUACGGAUGGUCGUGCUGUGAGUGUGACGGAGCAAGCUGGCACGGUGCCAGGCGAGUCGGUGAAGACGGAGGUGUUCCGCUCGGAGAGACCGGACGGCAGCAUCGUGACCAAGACGGUCCGCACCACGACUUGGACCAAGAAGUGUACGAAUGGCGAUCUCGUGACGACGACUGAGGUGGAAACGACGACUGAAACGGAAUCCCCGGACGGCACGACAAGCACUACGGUGGCGAUGGAGACCUGCGAAGAGACGGAGACGGAGGAGAGCAGUCUCCCAACGACGCCCGCCACGGAUGGUUCUGCUGUGAGUGUGACGGAGCAAGCUGGCACAGUGCCAGGCGAGUCGGUGAAGACGGAGGUGUUCCGCUCGGAGAGACCGGACGGCAGCAUCGUGACCAAGACGGUCCGCACCACGACUUGGACCAAGAAGUGUACGAAUGGCGAUCUCGUGACGACGACUGAGGUGGAAACGACGACUGAAACGGAAUCCCCGGACGGCACGACAAGCACUACGGUGGCGAUGGAGACCUGCGAAGAGACGGAGACGGAGGAGAGCAGUCUUCCAACGACGCCCGCCACGGAUGGUCCUGCUGUGAGUGUGACGGAGCAAGCUGGCACGGUGCCAGGCGAGUCGGUGAAGACGGAGGUGUUCCGCUCGGAGAGACCGGACGGCAGCAUCGUGACCAAGACGGUCCGCACCACGACUUGGACCAAGAAGUGUACGAAUGGCGAUCUCGUGACGACGACUGAGGUGGAAACGACGACUGAAACGGAAUCCCCGGACGGCACGACAAGCACUACGGUGGCGAUGGAGACCUGCGAUGAGACGGAGACGGAGGAGAGCAGCGAGUCGGUGAAGACGGAGGUGUUCCGCUCGGAGAGACCGGACGGCAGCAUCGUGACCAAGACGGUCCGCACCACGACUUGGACCAAGAAGUGUACGAAUGGCGAUCUCGUGACGACGACUGAGGUGGAAACGACGACUGAAACGGAAUCCCCGGACGGCACGACAAGCACUACGGUGGCGAUGGAGACCUGCGAUGAGACGGAGACGGAGGAGAGCAGUCUCCCGACGACGCCCGCUACGGAUGGUCCUGCUGUGAGUGUGACGGAGCAAGCUGGCACGGUGCCAGGCGAGUCGGUGAAGACGGAGGUGUUCCGCUCGGAGAGACCGGACGGCAGCAUCGUGACCAAGACGGUCCGCACCACGACUUGGACCAAGAAGUGUACGAAUGGCGAUCUCGUGACGACGACUGAGGUGGAAACGACGACUGAAACGGAAUCCCCGGACGGCACGACAAGCACUACGGUGGCGAUGGAGACCUGCGAAGAGACGGAGACGGAGGAGAGCAGCGAGUCGGUGAAGACGGAGGUGUUCCGCUCGGAGAGACCGGACGGCAGCAUCGUGACCAAGACGGUCCGCACCACGACUUGGACCAAGAAGUGUACGAAUGGCGAUCUCGUGACGACGACUGAGGUGGAAACGACGACUGAAACGGAAUCCCCGGACGGCACGACAAGCACUACGGUGGCGAUGGAGACCUGCGAAGAGACGGAGACGGAGGAGAGCAGUCUCCCAACGACGCCCGCCACGGACGGUUCUGCUGUGAGUGUGACGGAGCAAGCUGGCACAGUGCCAGGCGAGUCGGUGAAGACGGAGGUGUUCCGCUCGGAGAGACCGGACGGCAGCAUCGUGACCAAGACGGUCCGCACCACGACUUGGACCAAGAAGUGUACGAAUGGCGAUCUCGUGACGACGACUGAGGUGGAAACGACGACUGAAACGGAAUCCCCGGACGGCACGACAAGCACUACGGUGGCGAUGGAGACCUGCGAAGAGACGGAGACGGAGGAGAGCAGUCUUCCGACGACGCCCGCUACGGAUGGUCCUGCUGUGAGUGUGACGGAGCAAGCUGGCACGGUGCCAGGCGAGUCGGUGAAGACGGAGGUGUUCCGCUCGGAGAGACCGGACGGCAGCAUCGUGACCAAGACGGUCCGCACCACGACUUGGACCAAGAAGUGUACGAAUGGCGAUCUCGUGACGACGACUGAGGUGGAAACGACGACUGAAACGGAAUCCCCGGACGGCACGACAAGCACUACGGUGGCGAUGGAGACCUGCGAAGAGACGGAGACGGAGGAGAGCAGUCUCCCGACGACGCCCGCUACGGAUGGUCCUGCUGUGAGUGUGACGGAGCAAGCUGGCACGGUGCCAGGCGAGUCGGUGAAGACGGAGGUGUUCCGCUCGGAGAGACCGGACGGCAGCAUCGUGACCAAGACGGUCCGCACCACGACUUGGACCAAGAAGUGUACGAAUGGCGAUCUCGUGACGACGACUGAGGUGGAAACGACGACUGAAACGGAAUCCCCGGACGGCACGACAAGCACUACGGUGGCGAUGGAGACCUGCGAAGAGACGGAGACGGAGGAGAGCAGUCUUCCAACGACGCCCGCCACGGACGGUCCUGCUGUGAGUGUGACGGAGCAAGCUGGCACGGUGCCAGGCGAGUCGGUGAAGACGGAGGUGUUCCGCUCGGAGAGACCGGACGGCAGCAUCGUGACCAAGACGGUCCGCACCACGACUUGGACCAAGAAGUGUACGAAUGGCGAUCUCGUGACGACGACUGAGGUGGAAACGACGACUGAAACGGAAUCCCCGGACGGCACGACAAGCACUACGGUGGCGAUGGAGACCUGCGAUGAGACGGAGACGGAGGAGAGCAGUCAUCCGACGACGCCCGCUACGGAUGGUCCUGCUGUGAGUGUGACGGAGCAAGCUGGCACGGUGCCAGGCGAGUCGGUGAAGACGGAGGUGUUCCGCUCGGAGAGACCGGACGGCAGCAUCGUGACCAAGACGGUCCGCACCACGACUUGGACCAAGAAGUGUACGAAUGGCGAUCUCGUGACGACGACUGAGGUGGAAACGACGACUGAAACGGAAUCCCCGGACGGCACGACAAGCACUACGGUGGCGAUGGAGACCUGCGAUGAGACGGAGACGGAGGAGAGCAGUCUCCCAACGACGCCCGCCACGGAUGGUCCUGCUGUGAGUGUGACGGAGCAAGCUGGCACGGUGCCAGGCGAGUCGGUGAAGACGGAGGUGUUCCGCUCGGAGAGACCGGACGGCAGCAUCGUGACCAAGACGGUCCGCACCACGACUUGGACCAAGAAGUGUACGAAUGGCGAUCUCGUGACGACGACUGAGGUGGAAACGACGACUGAAACGGAAUCCCCGGACGGCACGACAAGCACUACGGUGGCGAUGGAGACCUGCGAAGAGACGGAGACGGAGGAGAGCAGUCUUCCGACGACGCCCGCCACGGAUGGUCCUGCUGUGAGUGUGACGGAGCAAGCUGGCACGGUGCCAGGCGAGUCGGUGAAGACGGAGGUGUUCCGCUCGGAGAGACCGGACGGCAGCAUCGUGACCAAGACGGUCCGCACCACGACUUGGACCAAGAAGUGUACGAAUGGCGAUCUCGUGACGACGACUGAGGUGGAAACGACGACUGAAACGGAAUCCCCGGACGGCACGACAAGCACUACGGUGGCGAUGGAGACCUGCGAAGAGACGGAGACGGAGGAGAGCAGUCUCCCAACGACGCCCGCCACGGACGGUUCUGCUGUGAGUGUGACGGAGCAAGCUGGCACAGUGCCAGGCGAGUCGGUGAAGACGGAGGUGUUCCGCUCGGAGAGACCGGACGGCAGCAUCGUGACCAAGACGGUCCGCACCACGACUUGGACCAAGAAGUGUACGAAUGGCGAUCUCGUGACGACGACUGAGGUGGAAACGACGACUGAAACGGAAUCCCCGGACGGCACGACAAGCACUACGGUGGCGAUGGAGACCUGCGAAGAGACGGAGACGGAGGAGAGCAGUCUUCCAACGACGCCCGCCACGGACGGUCCUGCUGUGAGUGUGACGGAGCAAGCUGGCACAGUGCCAGGCGAGUCGGUGAAGACGGAGGUGUUCCGCUCGGAGAGACCGGACGGCAGCAUCGUGACCAAGACGGUCCGCACCACGACUUGGACCAAGAAGUGUACGAAUGGCGAUCUCGUGACGACGACUGAGGUGAAAACGACGACUGAAACGGAAUCCCCGGACGGCACGACAAGCACUACGGUGGCGAUGGAGACCUGCGAAGAGACAGAGACGGAGGAGAGCAGUCAUCUGACGACGCCUGCUACGGAUGGUCCUGCUGUGAGUGUGACGGAGCAAGCUGGCACGGUGCCAGGCGAGUCGGUGAAGACGGAGGUGUUCCGCUCGGAGAGACCGGACGGCAGCAUCGUGACCAAGACGGUCCGCACCACGACUUGGACCAAGAAGUGUACGAAUGGCGAUCUCGUGACGACGACUGAGGUGGAAACGACGACUGAAACGGAAUCCCCGGACGGCACGACAAGCACUACGGUGGCGAUGGAGACCUGCGAUGAGACGGAGACGGAGGAGAGCAGUCUCCCGACGACGCCCGCUACGGAUGGUCCUGCUGUGAGUGUGACGGAGCAAGCUGGCACGGUGCCAGGCGAGUCGGUGAAGACGGAGGUGUUCCGCUCGGAGAGACCGGACGGCAGCAUCGUGACCAAGACGGUCCGCACCACGACUUGGACCAAGAAGUGUACGAAUGGCGAUCUCGUGACGACGACUGAGGUGGAAACGACGACUGAAACGGAAUCCCCGGACGGCACGACAAGCACUACGGUGGCGAUGGAGACCUGCGAAGAGACGGAGACGGAGGAGAGCAGUCUCCCGACGACGCCCGCCACGGAUGGUCCUGCUGUGAGUGUGACGGAGCAAGCUGGCACGGUGCCAGGCGAGUCGGUGAAGACGGAGGUGUUCCGCUCGGAGAGACCGGACGGCAGCAUCGUGACCAAGACGGUCCGCACCACGACUUGGACCAAGAAGUGUACGAAUGGCGAUCUCGUGACGACGACUGAGGUGGAAACGACGACUGAAACGGAAUCCCCGGACGGCACGACAAGCACUACGGUGGCGAUGGAGACCUGCGAUGAGACGGAGACGGAGGAGAGCAGUCAUCUGACGACGCCCGCUACGGAUGGUCCUGCUGUGAGUGUGACGGAGCAAGCUGGCACGGUGCCAGGCGAGUCGGUGAAGACGGAGGUGUUCCGCUCGGAGAGACCGGACGGCAGCAUCGUGACCAAGACGGUCCGCACCACGACUUGGACCAAGAAGUGUACGAAUGGCGAUCUCGUGACGACGACUGAGGUGGAAACGACGACUGAAACGGAAUCCCCGGACGGCACGACAAGCACUACGGUGGCGAUGGAGACCUGCGAAGAGACGGAGACGGAGGAGAGCAGUCUCCCAACGACGCCCGCCACGGAUGGUCCUGCUGUGAGUGUGACGGAGCAAGCUGGCACAGUGCCAGGCGAGUCGGUGAAGACGGAGGUGUUCCGCUCGGAGAGACCGGACGGCAGCAUCGUGACCAAGACGGUCCGCACCACGACUUGGACCAAGAAGUGUACGAAUGGCGAUCUCGUGACGACGACUGAGGUGGAAACGACGACUGAAACGGAAUCCCCGGACGGCACGACAAGCACUACGGUGGCGAUGGAGACCUGCGAAGAGACGGAGACGGAGGAGAGCAGUCUUCCAACGACGCCCGCCACGGACGGUCCUGCUGUGAGUGUGACGGAGCAAGCUGGCACGGUGCCAGGCGAGUCGGUGAAGACGGAGGUGUUCCGCUCGGAGAGACCGGACGGCAGCAUCGUGACCAAGACGGUCCGCACCACGACUUGGACCAAGAAGUGUACGAAUGGCGAUCUCGUGACGACGACUGAGGUGAAAACGACGACUGAAACGGAAUCCCCGGACGGCACGACAAGCACUACGGUGGCGAUGGAGACCUGCGAAGAGACAGAGACGGAGGAGAGCAGUCAUCCGACGACGCCCGCUACGGAUGGUCCUGCUGUGAGUGUGACGGAGCAAGCUGGCACGGUGCCAGGCGAGUCGGUGAAGACGGAGGUGUUCCGCUCGGAGAGACCGGACGGCAGCAUCGUGACCAAGACGGUCCGCACCACGACUUGGACCAAGAAGUGUACGAAUGGCGAUCUCGUGACGACGACUGAGGUGGAAACGACGACUGAAACGGAAUCCCCGGACGGCACGACAAGCACUACGGUGGCGAUGGAGACCUGCGAAGAGACGGAGACGGAGGAGAGCAGUCUCCCGACGACGCCCGCUACGGAUGGUCCUGCUGUGAGUGUGACGGAGCAAGCUGGCACGGUACCAGGCGAGUCGGUGAAGACGGAGGUGUUCCGCUCGGAGAGACCGGACGGCAGCAUCGUGACCAAGACGGUCCGCACCACGACUUGGACCAAGAAGUGUACGAAUGGCGAUCUCGUGACGACGACUGAGGUGGAAACGACGACUGAAACGGAAUCCCCGGACGGCACGACAAGCACUACGGUGGCGAUGGAGACCUGCGAAGAGACGGAGACGGAGGAGAGCAGUCUUCCAACGACGCCCGCCACGGACGGUCCUGCUGUGAGUGUGACGGAGCAAGCUGGCACGGUGCCAGGCGAGUCGGUGAAGACGGAGGUGUUCCGCUCGGAGAGACCGGACGGCAGCAUCGUGACCAAGACGGUCCGCACCACGACUUGGACCAAGAAGUGUACGAAUGGCGAUCUCGUGACGACGACUGAGGUGAAAACGACGACUGAAACGGAAUCCCCGGACGGCACGACAAGCACUACGGUGGCGAUGGAGACCUGCGAUGAGACGGAGACGGAGGAGAGCAGUCAUCUGACGACGCCCGCUACGGAUGGUCCUGCUGUGAGUGUGACGGAGCAAGCUAGCACGGUGCCAGGCGAGUCGGUGAAGACGGAGGUGUUCCGCUCGGAGAGACCGGACGGCAGCAUCGUGACCAAGACGGUCCGCACCACGACUUGGACCAAGAAGUGUACGAAUGGCGAUCUCGUGACGACGACUGAGGUGGAAACGACGACUGAAACGGAAUCCCCGGACGGCACGACAAGCACUACGGUGGCGAUGGAGACCUGCGAUGAGACGGAGACGGAGGAGAGCAGUCUCCCAACGACGCCCGCCACGGAUGGUCCUGCUGUGAGUGUGACGGAGCAAGCUGGCACAGUGCCAGGCGAGUCGGUGAAGACGGAGGUGUUCCGCUCGGAGAGACCGGACGGCAGCAUCGUGACCAAGACGGUCCGCACCACGACUUGGACCAAGAAGUGUACGAAUGGCGAUCUCGUGACGACGACUGAGGUGGAAACGACGACUGAAACGGAAUCCCCGGACGGCACGACAAGCACUACGGUGGCGAUGGAGACCUGCGAAGAGACGGAGACGGAGGAGAGCAGUCUUCCAACGACGCCCGCCACGGAUGGUCCUGCUGUGAGUGUGACGGAGCAAGCUGGCACGGUGCCAGGCGAGUCGGUGAAGACGGAGGUGUUCCGCUCGGAGAGACCGGACGGCAGCAUCGUGACCAAGACGGUCCGCACCACGACUUGGACCAAGAAGUGUACGAAUGGCGAUCUCGUGACGACGACUGAGGUGGAAACGACGACUGAAACGGAAUCCCCGGACGGCACGACAAGCACUACGGUGGCGAUGGAGACCUGCGAAGAGACGGAGACGGAGGAGAGCAGUCUCCCGACGACGCCCGCCACGGAUGGUCCUGCUGUGAGUGUGACGGAGCAAGCUGGCACGGUGCCAGGCGAGUCGGUGAAGACGGAGGUGUUCCGCUCGGAGAGACCGGACGGCAGCAUCGUGACCAAGACGGUCCGCACCACGACUUGGACCAAGAAGUGUACGAAUGGCGAUCUCGUGACGACGACUGAGGUGGAAACGACGACUGAAACGGAAUCCCCGGACGGCACGACAAGCACUACGGUGGCGAUGGAGACCUGCGAAGAGACGGAGACGGAGGAGAGCAGUCAUCCUGACGACGCCCGCUACGGAUGGUCCUGCUGUGAGUGUGACGGAGCAAGCUGGCACGGUGCCAGGCGAGUCGGUGAAGACGGAGGUGUUCCGCUCGGAGAGACCGGACGGCAGCAUCGUGACCAAGACGGUCCGCACCACGACUUGGACCAAGAAGUGUACGAAUGGCGAUCUCGUGACGACGACUGA
Molecule: messenger RNA, 8145 nt
Organism: Hyaloperonospora brassicae
Lineage: Eukaryota; Oomycota; Peronosporomycetes; Peronosporales; Peronosporaceae
Source: the annotation of a GenBank genome assembly